Xenopus laevis (African clawed frog) is the source of this 2237-nucleotide messenger RNA. It is a transcript of the gene stk39.L, whose product is annotated as serine/threonine kinase 39 L homeolog. The coding region runs from base 233 to 1843 and encodes 536 amino acids. The transcript is spliced from 19 exons. NCBI's taxonomy places the organism in Eukaryota, Metazoa, Chordata, Amphibia, Anura, Pipidae. The record is from RefSeq and is a predicted model, not a curated record.
GCUGAGCUCACGGGGGAAUGUGGAGGCGCCACCUCUCCUCACUCACUGACUGACACACAGGCGCCUCGCCCCGCCUCUCUCUCCCCUGCGGCCGGCCUGUCAGGCUUUAGCCGAGCAGCUAGUGAGUGUGAAUGAGCCGGGGAGGAGCGCACGCAGAGUCCGCAGUAGCAGCAGCAGUAGCAGCAGUAGCAAUAAGCCGAAGAGGAGCAGCAUCAGCACCAGCACCCUGAUCAUGGCAGCGGAGCAGCAGCAGCAGAGCGAGUCCCCGGUGCACAGUCCGCAGCCCUCAGCACAGCCCAUCGGCUGGCCCAUCUGCAGGGAAAGCUACGAACUACAGGAGGUUAUUGGCAGUGGUGCGACAGCUGUGGUUCAGGCAGCACUAUGCAAACUCAGACAAGAACGAGUCGCCAUAAAACGAAUCAAUUUAGAAAAAUGCCAGACUAGUAUGGAUGAGCUGCUUAAAGAAAUCCAAGCCAUGAGUCAGUGCAGCCACCCUAAUAUUGUGACAUAUUAUACCUCGUUUGUGGUGAAGGAAGAGCUGUGGCUGGUCAUGAAAUUAUUAAGCGGAGGUUCUAUGUUGGAUAUUAUAAAGCAUGUAGUAGGGAGGGGAGAACAUAAGAAUGGAGUUCUGGAAGAGUCAAUCAUUGCAACGAUUCUUAAAGAAGUUUUGGAAGGUCUAGAUUAUCUGCACCGGAAUGGACAAAUUCACAGGGAUUUAAAAGCUGGUAAUAUCCUAUUAGGAGAAGAUGGAUCAGUGCAGAUAGCAGAUUUUGGAGUAAGUUCAUUUUUAGCAACAGGCGGAGACGUCACCAGGAAUAAAGUAAGGAAAACAUUUGUGGGAACUCCAUGCUGGAUGGCACCUGAAGUGAUGGAGCAGGUGAGAGGCUAUGACUUUAAGGCUGAUAUGUGGAGUUUUGGAAUAACUGCCAUUGAAUUAGCAACCGGUUCUGCUCCUUACUACAAGUAUCCUCCUAUGAAGGUCUUAAUGUUGACCCUGCAGAAUGAUCCUCCCACCCUAGAAACAGGAGUGGAAGACAAAGAGAUGAUGAGGAAAUAUGGGAAAUCAUUUAGGAAGCUCAUUUCGAUGUGUCUCCAAAAAGAUCCAUCAAAGAGGCCGACAGCAGCUGAACUAUUAAAAUGUAAAUUCUUCCAAAAAGCUAAGAAUAGGGAGUAUCUCAUUGAAAAACUUCUCAUCAAAACACCAAAUAUUGUACUGAGGGGAAAGAAGGAUGAGCAGAGUCCUCGGAAAACAAGCUUGAUGGCAGGUUCUGAAACAGACCAAGAUAACAACAGAAGGGUCCGGCGAGUUCCUGGGUCAAGUGGUCAUCUACAUAAGAAUGAAGAUGGAGAUUGGGAAUGGAGUGAUGAUGAGUUAGAAGAGAAGAGUGCAGAAUUUAAAGAUUCAUAUUCCAAAGAAAAGUCAAGAGAAGACAAUGAAUGUGAAAAUGCAGAAAUUACCACAGAUAGCAAUAUGCAAGCACGAAUACAAAACUUAUCUGUACAGGACACUCAGGCACAAUAUAAUGAAAGCCAUGUAGAAAGCGGACUGUCAUCUGCUGUUAACCUUGUUCUGAGGUUAAGGAAUUCCAGAAAAGAACUUAAUGACAUACGAUUUGAAUUUACUCCAGGAAGGGAUACAGCAGAUGGUGUUUCGCAGGAGCUCUUCUCAGCAGGACUUGUGGACGGUCAUGAUGUAGUUAUAGUUGCAGCUAAUUUGCAGAAGAUGAUAGAUGACCCACUGACAUAUAAAACAUUAACUUUUAAGCUGGCAUCUGGUUAUGAUGGGACAGAGAUUCCUGAUGAAGUGAAGCUGAUUGGAUUUGCCCAAAUUAGCAUCAGCUGAUUUAGAAGCAAUUUGUUGACCUGUAGAAUCACAAUUUUGGAAGAGGCCAUCUUAUACAAAAAGGGAAAAUAGCAUAACACAAAACUUCCUUCAUAGUCUACAAAUUCACAAAAAGGCAACAAGCAGGAGCUAACAAUUGCCUUCCACAGUUCACAGAAUCUAUGGCGCUGACUACCAGCCUUGUAGUUUCUACAGCUUGCUUUAAACAUGCUAGCACUCAAUGGGUUAAAGCUGUCCAAGAAGAUACUCAGUUUUGAAAAUCCCAAAACAAAACCAAAUAUAAAAGUAAAGUUGCACUUAAAGCUAAUGUCAAUAAUUCUUAGUUAUAGUUACUUAUAAUGGGUAUUUUAUAAAAAAAAAUAGCUACUUCUCUGUUUAUUAGAAAAAAAUUAUC